Metopolophium dirhodum (rose-grain aphid) is the source of this 725-nucleotide messenger RNA. RefSeq lists its product as uncharacterized. Lineage: Eukaryota; Metazoa; Arthropoda; Insecta; Hemiptera; Aphididae. The transcript has 2 exons. The record is from RefSeq and is a predicted model, not a curated record. Bases 117 to 725 code for a protein of 202 amino acids.
CGCCGUUGCACAGCUGCAGCCGAUCGAUUAUCAUUCGACGCCGAAUACACAAUAUUCUAUAGUUGUCCAAGACCGACCCGCAGUGCCCACAACGCUUGCCUAUCUGUACCGACGUCAUGGACAAUCUCAGGUUACUGGUAGACUACGACGACUCCUCAUCCCACUCCACCUUGUCCGACAACUCCUUCGACUCGGAUGUCGACGAAAUCCCGGCCGACAACUGGACGGUCCGGUCCGACGACGACGGAUACGACAGCGUGGGUGACACGUCGGAACCCGAAGAGAUAUUAGUGGACAAGCGAUAUCCGACGCCACAGCCGCCGCCGCCGUUGGCCAUACCUUUCGUUCAGAUCGAUGGUGAGGUGGCACCCAUCGUAAACAUGAACCGAAGACCACGACGACUGGAAGACCGUUAUCACCCGUACGCCAGAGAACUGUCCUUCGGGUACGAAGACUCGGGCCACCCGCUCAGGAGUGCUCUCAGAAGUUCGGAGCUAGUGCAAGGCCAAGGCACGUUCAACGGGUUCGAGUACCGUCUUAUACCUAGAAGAAUUACCGGCGCGGUCAUCAAGCGCCGGCAACUCUUCUACUUUGUCGAGUGGAUCGGAGGAACGAAUAGACCCUUUCCGGUCGAGGCCCACGUCAUGUCCCGCUAUUCCCCCAGUAUGGUGAUAAGAUAUCACCAAAACUUGUCAAUCAAUCCAUCUACAUACCGUAAUUUAUAA